AUGACGAAAAAUACGCAAGAAAAUUGGGAACAAUCCUAUAAAAAGCUGAAAUAUUUGAGAAAAAGCGCUGACGCUGUCAUUGACAACACCCAGGUUUGUAUGAGAAAAGUUAUUCGAACAGAAAAAAAGUUCAGUUCAUCACCAAACUGUUCAUAGAGGACUUGGAAAAGUCGAUGGCCGUUCAGUUGGACGGAGUUUUUUGGUUGAAUCUCAAAACGACGAUUGACGCCACGGCCAGUUCGGAAUCUGCGGUGAUUUUUUGAAUUUUUAAAUGAAUAUUUGGGAAAAUAGAUCAAAAAAGAAACCAAAUAAGGUUAUAAAGAUAAAAAUGUUUAAAAAUACUGAAAAUAGCCGUUUUCGCUUACCAAGUUUGCUCCACCGCACAAAUUCUUUGAUUGGCUGGCCACGCCCCUUUUUUGAGUUCUAAAGGUGUAACGUAUCGAGUCGGAACUUUUAAAAAAAGAAAUCAAAAGGUCUGAUUUCUCUGCCUUUCUCUUUUCUAAGCCAUACUCUCAUUUUUCCUGCGAUUUUCAAGUUGCUUAACAACCCCAGAGUGGUCCCUCUAGGGAUCACAUUAUCAACCCCUAUAGGAGCCAAUAAAGCUUGCAAGAGUGACCCCUAUAGGGUAUAUAUACAUCCUAGUCGAUUAUCGUUCAUUUUCAAAGCCGAAAAAAGAGGAAGGCCCCUAUAGGGACCACUCGAGCUCUAGGUCCUGAGGAGUCUGGCCCCAAGAGAACAUUGAUGCCGGGGGGCCAUCAGUGCUACUCGUUCAGUACUACCUUGUCAGUACCGAAAAUUAUUUUUGCAGAUUUUUUAGAAAUUUUUUCCAGAGUCAGUAGGAACAUUUAUUGAUGAAAGUAAUAACCUUUACAAGAAAAAAAAAACUAUCAAUACCACGCUAAGCUUUCAAGAAAAAAAUUUGAAAAUCAAAAUAAAGAAUGUUCAGUAUGGAUUUUGGUUUCCGGCAAAGAUUGGGUAGAUACUCGGGAAAACUAUUUUGGUUUCUGCAAAACACGUAUAAAAAUAUAUGGCUUCAAAGAAGCUGAACAGCUUCUGGAAGCGGGUCUAGAUAAGGAACACACUACUCCCAAGGACUACUCAAACUUUACCCAGGAAGGGACCGCUUUUUGGGCUUCUAUUGCGGUUGUUUUUCUCCCUAAUCCAUAUAGGGUACACUCUGGAAUCAGUAGUAAGCCUUUCCUGAAAAGAGAGAGGAGAGCGCAGACAGGUCAGACUUUUUCGAUUCGAGGCGAAUGAGCUUCUCUGAGACAUACGCGUUCCAAAAGAUUCUCAGCCAUUUAGUGAUUACUAGAGUGACUCAGGAUUGUCCGGUUCUGAGUAGUUGCUUUAGUGGAAGUUGCAAUUUUAAGCAAGAACUUUUUCAGGUCAGGGAAAAUGCCGUGAACCUCUGCGUUUGCAUGUUGUCCGACCUGUGUCUAGUGGUUCAACAGAACUUCAUUCUUCCUGAAGUUGAAUUUGAGCCGAUGCGACUUUCGUCCGUACUUCGGAAGAAAACUGCGAAAGCAGUGAGGAAACCCGCCGCCAUGGCCUUCUGCGCCUUCGUCGCUCUGAGAAUGGGCGACCUGAUGCGGUACAAGGUGAGAGCUGGCCUGAGGGGGGAGCGUUGCCUGGAAGAAAAAAACUGUUCAGGGUCAAGUUUAUUCAGUCUCUAGAGAAGAAACCUCUCUUUGAAAGUUCGUGAAGCGAAUUCUUGUUCAGAAUUUUUCCGCUGAAUACAAAAAAAUAUAAUUUUUUUCGUAAAUUUCGCAAAGCGAACAAAGUUAUAUUCAUUUUUAAAAAUCCAAAUUGACCAGGUCAAAAAGCUAUUUUCGACAGAUGAAAUAUUUUAAUUUUUUUCAAGUUUUUUUAAAAAGAUUUUCUUAUGCAAAUUUCUCUCCUGAAUCUAAAAAAAUUUGACUCCUAUCUUAUAUUUAAAAAAACUAACAUCAUAAUUAACUUUUUUUAAGUUUUAAGUUUGGCCAAGUCCACCUUUAAAAGCAUUGUUCUUUGUUAUUUUUUUGUGUUUUACAACCGUUUUUUUUGUAUCACUUUUCAAUGAGAGCCUCGAAAACCGUUUUAACAAAACAUAGACUCGAUCAAGACUGACGAUGACGUCGCCCGAUCGAUCAUAGCCCGUUGAAUUCAGAAUGAACUCGAAAUUGCCAAAAAUCUAUACACCGAAGCGAAUCGACACAAUCCUUUUGAUGGGGCCCCUCUUAACCAAUUGGGCGUCUUAUCGAGUUUGAGGUUUCUCAAAACAAAUAUUUAAAAAAAAAUCGAAAUUCCAGUGCAAAUUGGAUCGAAGCCUUGUAUUUCCAUUCCUUGGCCCUUCAUUCGAAAGUUCCUUUCGCUUCGGCUUCGGCUAACAUUUCGAAUAUUUUCAAGAGGUUUUCGAAUCGAGGUAUCUUUUGACUUGAUUUGUUUGGUUUGAAAAUUGUUCAGAUACAUCCAAGUCCAUGCCUUUCCAUGAGCUCUACCUAGCCACUUUGGCCAAGUGUCAUUUUGUGAGUUUUUCAACCAAAUUUGCAGGUUUUUUUUUUAACUUUUCAGCUUCUGGAAGUGGAGGACGAUGUUUUGAAAUCGAUUGGGGAAAAGCUGGAAACGCCACAACUUCUGUGUCCCUUGCUCGCUGUUUUCGCGAAUUUGAACGGUAUUUUCAUUUUUCUUAAUGAAUGCGAUGAGUAUAAUUAAUUUCAAUGAAUUUCCUUUCAAAAAAAGGAUUUAUCAUCUGAAAAUUGAUGUUUUUUCUUUCCCAUUUGACUCACACCAAUACCAUUUCUACAUGAGGACGAUCGAUUAAAAAAAUAAAAAAAUUUUUCAAAAUUAUGAAAAUUUCAGGGUAAAAGCCUAAAGUUGCAUUUUAGUCCCGACACUUCGAAUUUCAAUGGAGCGCUUAGUUUUGAAAAAAAUAAACAGGUUCAAAAAAGGAAGAAGUGGAUUAGAGGCUCUUCAAAACUUUGAAAAUGAAGUAUUUGUCAAGAUUUUCACUGAAAAAACAAACAAGAAACUUUAAAUUUUUCAAUUUCAACCUGAAGUUUUCAGACCAAAACUGUUCCAAAGACGAAAAAAGAUCUCUGCGCGCCAUUGAAACCAUCUGGCGAGCUGCUUUUGAGGUCACCGUCGAUUCUCUUGAGAAAAAGGUUCAUUUCGGGAAAAAUCGAAAUAGGCUCAAAAUGAUGUUAUUCACGUCUCAUUUCAAUAAACUUCCAAGUUCCGGUUUUUUCGAGUUAUUUUCUUUCAAAAAACACUGGUUUACUUUCUGUUCAAUGUCCACUAAUUAGCGUGGAGUACUAGCCGCUGUGAUGCGCCUUUAAUGAAGCCUGAUGGUUUUCGUCCCAGUUUAUGCGCCUUUAAUAAAGCCUAAGAUCGGUCUCUAUGCAUUUGCUUUCAAUAAAGCCUGAACUUUGCCUCAGAUUAUGCGCCUUUAAUAAAGCCUAAGAUUAGAGUAUGUGCAUGCGCCUUUAAUAAAGACGAAAAAAUUUGUCUCUGUGCCUGCGCCUUUAAUAAAAACCAAAGUAUAGUCUAACUUUUGUCCCUGUUUCUGCGCCUUUAAUAAAGACGAAAAAUGCAGCCUAAACUUUGUCUUUUUAAUAAUAAUAAUUUAUUGACAGAUCAGCGUGAACCCUAACGAGUUCACUUGGAUCUAGAAUUUGAGAGAAUACAUUAUACAGUUAUACAUCAUUUGAGUCGUGGAGGAAUAGACAAGAAGAUCUCGUGCAUUGGUAGAUUGACCAGUAAAUUUUUUAAAGACUUAGGGUGGUGGCUGAAUUGAAAUUUGGAAGUGAGUUUGUUCCAAGUAGGAAUUGUUUUAAAGAAAAAAAUCAUUAGAAAAACUGACCUUGGGAACGCAGUCGAAGUGGAUUUCGCCUUAAAUUGGACCUGAGGGCAAAAAAAGUUCGAACUGGGGAAAAAUGAUCGAUACCGAAGACAAUUUUAUGAAGGGUCAGAAUGUCAGAUAUAGCUCGUCUGAGGUAAAGUGGAGAGAUAUCAAAUUGUUCAAGGCGAUCAGAGUAAGAUUCAAAGGAUAAGUUGGACCUAAUAAAAAAAUUUUUACGAGAAAAAAAUUCUGAGAGGAGAUUCCAGUUUGUAGCAGAGAUCAGAAUUAAGGGGAGGGUUAAAAAAACUUCGGAGCAGUAUUCUAGAAUAGGCCUUACAUAGGUGUUAAAAAUUGUGAACAAUAGAUCAGGUGAUUUGGAACGAAAACAGUUGAGUAUCUGAUUGGAACGAAGAGUUGCUAAAGAAACGAUAUUGUUAAUGUGAGGAGCAAGAGUUAGUUUAUCAUCGAUAAGAACACCUAGAUCACGGAUAAUGGUUUUUCUGGGAAUAGACAGACCAUUGAUUAAAUAAGUUGUUUUGGGAUUGAGGGGACCAAGGUUGAUAGCAAAAGUUUUGUGCGCAGCAAGAGGCAAGCCCCAAAUGGAAGACCAUUCAAAUAUGGAAUUAAUACUACGUUGGAGAGAUUCAGGGUUAGAACUGUAAAUUUUUUUAUAUCAUCAGCGAACAGAGAGAUUGAGGUUUCAUGGUCAAUGUAGUUAACAAUAUCAUUGAUGAAAAUUAGAAAAAGCAAAGGACCAGAUACAGUUCCUUGAAGGACACCGGAAGUAUUGAGAUAAGUAAGAGAAGAACGAGAUCCAUCGAUCAGAACAUUAGAAACACGCUCAGAUAAGAAGUUUUUGUACCAUCGAACAACGUUUUCGUCAAGACCAAAGUUCUUCUUGUCUUUGUGCAUGCGCCUUUAAUAAAGCUAAAUUUCGUUCCUGUGUAUGCACCUUUAAAGUGGAUAAAAAUUAUAGCGAACAUUCGCAAUAUUGAUGGCGCAUGCACAGAGACGGGCCGCGCGUAUCGAGAAAACUUUUUGGUGGAACAAAAUCGCGACAAGCUGGCGCGAAAUGGACUAACUUCUGUACCUAAUUCUUUUUGUACCUAAUUCUUUCCUUAUCCUUUUUAUCCCCCCAUUUAUCUAUUACAGCGAAAAAACCCAUCACUAUCAAUUCAGAUAACCACAAGUCGGAUGGCUUGUCUCUCGCUCCUUCUGCGACAUCCUCCCUUCUGUCGACCUGCUCCGAAACUCCAAGAAACCCUGGAUCAGAUGCCCAGCAGCCGGUUCGCCGAUUCGUAUCGCCUCAAUCAGUUUUUGUAGGCCGUCCCAGGGUCAUUUCCAAUGAAAAUAUGGUCCAUUUUGCAGCUGUUUGCACCAGUUCAUGAUGAAAUACCCGCUGUCGAGUUCGCAAUUCGUCGAUUUGCUCAGUAGGUUGGGCCAGGAGGGGUACGACAGCUCUGAGAGGGAUCCUUCAGGUUAUUUCUUUCGGAAUUUUUGGAGAAAAUAGCUUUUUUUGUUGGAAACAUUGGGCUGUUUUUUAGUUUUUUUCUUUCCAAGUAGUGAUUGCAACACAGUAUAAAGUAGCUCCAAAUCUUGGGUUUUUUUCGUGUUAGGUUUUCACCUAUUUUUUUAAAAGAGAGGAAGAGAGAUUAUUAGUAUCUUUCUGUAGUUCAUUCCAUUAAUUUCAAUAAUAAAAGAAAGAAAAAAAUUAAGCUCUACAGUAACCUACCAUGUUCUACAGUUUACCAGACUGUCUGGAAAAAUGGACCAAGACUGAUUUUUUUCAAAUUUUGUCUAAAUAAUCCACUUUUAAUCAGAAGGUUUUUUUCACCCUUCAAAAAAAAAAUCAGGUUUUACAGUAACCUACCAUGUUCUACGGUUUAGUGGACUGUCUGGAAAAAUGGACCAAAAACAGUUUUUCGAAUUUUUGUCUAGGAGAUCCACUUUUAAUAUAAAUGCGUUUUCACGCUUUUUUUCAUUAAAAAAAUAAAAAGGCUCUACAGCAAUCUACCAUGUUCUAAGGUUUAUCCGACCAUCUGAAAAAAUUAACUAAAGCUGGUAUUUUUUUAAUUUUGUCUAUGGGAUCCCACGUUUUCUCGCUUUUUCUUGUCCCCAUAGUUUUUCCCUAAGUUUUGACAAAAAGAAGUUUUUCUCGCAUUUGACGCGUUCCACACCACUUCAACAAGUAAAUACACGGCUGAGGGGCUUUUGCCCAAUUUUUUCCCCUUCUGUUACUUUUUUUGCCAGCUUUCAGUGUUGAAUUACAUUAUUUACAAAUGGGAAUAAGUGCUCCGCUUUCCCCUCUCCUCGAAAACUUUCUUUUUAAUUGAAAAAGAAAAAAACUAUGGAAACGUGUCGUUCUGUGUUGAAUGUGGAACGUUUUUUUUGAAAUCCCCAAGCGCAUUUCGAGAUUGGAAGUCCCUUCAUUCAUCUUCUCUUCGACUUUUCGAGCUUUUUUGUCUCUCGGAGUUCUUAAAAACCUUUCUUUUGUCAACUUGAUUUAUUUAACACUGCAAAACCCUUGGAACCUUUUCUAACUAACAAGGAAGGUUAUUCUACUUAGGGAAUUUCCUGAAAAUCGGUCAGAAAACUCCUUGAUGUACCAGAUGAAGAUUCUGAAAGUCUCAACCUGCCCGACCUCCUAGUUUCCGAAAAAGAACACCUAGAAGUCAAAGAAAGCCCUCAAAACCCAUAAAAAUAGGCUUUUUUAGGUUCUUAAGUUCUCUUUUCGAAAACUAGGAAGUUGUGCAGGUUGAGGCUGUCAGAAUCUGUUUCUGGUACAUCAAGAAGCAUUCUGGCCGAUUUUACAGAAAAUUCCCAACUAUAAAAAAUUGACCUUCUUUGUAGUGAACUUUCUCAGCUCACAGUGGGACUUCUGAAUGAAACUAAGCUAUCUACAUGAAGUUUUUUACGCUGAUUCCGAAUCUGUCUUCAAAAGUUUCCCUCAAGGCUUGUGAAAAAAAGUUGUAGACUCUCAAAAGUCGAAAAGUUCGAUGCCUCUGAUUAAGCUUAUUUUCGGAGAGUAUAUCCUGUCCCUCUCGUCUCUUCUCCAUGAGAAUACUCGCUUAUUUGUUGCAAAAGUUGGAAAAAAUAAUUUUUGAGGUUCACCUUGUCUCACACGUGCCUUUAGAGAUCUCAAUUAGCUGAUUCUGGAAAAUUCUCCUAAUCAAAGAGAAAAAUAUAUUUAUUUCUUUCCUCUCGUGAUGACAAGAAUCAAUGAUCACUGAGCCUUUUUGGGUGAGAAUUAUUCAGAAAAAUUUCAACUCUUCCAAAAUUCUCCAUGGAGCGAAUUUACGUUGGAAUUUUGAGCUCCUCGAGCAAAAAAUUUCGAAUUUUCCAUAACUGAAUUGUCAAAGGUUUUAGGACCAUUUUUCCUAGAGAGACCAGAUCUUUGAAUUAAAUACUUCCAAAACUCUCUCAGCAGCUUUUCCCAACCAAAAGAUCUCUAUAUUCUCUGCCCUUUCAAAGUUCCACCUCAUGACGUUUUGACGGAUUACUGAAACACGCGUGGUUAUGAAUAGACCUGUGAACGGCACCGAGAUGACGUCACGUCCAGUCGCCAUGCUUCUUCUAUUUUUCCUUCUCCUCCUUCUUCUUCUUCUUUUUUUCACUUCUGCUCGGCCCAUGUUUGAGCUUCUUUUUUUUUCCGGUGAGCGUGAGCGAAAGUUCGCUCACACGCUCAUUGCCGCUGCUUUUGCCUCCCCUUUUCCUGCCUCUUUUGAGUGUUUGUCUCGCUGCCACCCGUGUGUGUGCACUUUUUCCCGUCGCUCUCCUUGUUUAUACCGCCUUUUCCGAUCCUUUUUCGCAUUAUUCAUCAGGUUAGGUUAAUUUCUGUCCUUUGCUGCUGGUUUUGGCGUAGUUUUCUAUGGAAUUGAGAGAUGGUUUGAACCCUUUUCUUUGCUUUUUGGUCUGUGAACAUUAUUCAUCAGGUUGGGUUAAUUGCUGUCCUUUACUGGUGGUGCAGAAAGUUCAAAAUAAUCACGUUUCGGUUCUUUGGACCAUAUUUUUUUUUGCUAUGACGUUUGUUUUGAAAUUCAUUCAAAACAUGCAUAACCACCUUUCCGUGUUGAAUUAGAGUUGGGACAGUUUCCUCCAAAAUUAAACACCUAUUAGUACUUCGGCACGUAUUUUUAGUUACGUCUGUUCAAAUCACUAUAGAAGAUUCUAGAAAUGUUACCAAAAACAACAGAAAAUGUUGCUUUUUUCCGCGAGACCUUUAUGAAUUUUGAAUAUGCUCUUUUAUACCGCUUUUUCUGGACUUUUGUCAUUUUUCAUUUGUUCGGCUUACUUUUUGCUAUAAUUGCGGAAUAUUGAAAAAAGGAAUGAUGGUUUGAACCCUCUUCCUUGUCAUAUGACCCCCAAAAAAAGUUUUUCUUGAAAUUUUGAAAAAAUGGUUCUGACAAUAACUCUUCGAGACCUUUAUAAAACUUGUCUUUUUUUCUUUUUUUGGAACAAUGAGUCGUUUUUUUCUGAUUUUUCAUUGAUUAUACAGCAUAACAUUUUGAAAAUCUUGCAGUUAUAAUGCCGAUCAAACAGUGAAGAUCAAAUUUUGACCCACUUUUAAUUGUUUUCCAACCCGCAAUAUCAUUUAUAGGGCAAUAACAACUUUCAACCCUUCAUUAUAAAUAACCCUCUUUCAAAAAUCGAUUCAGUUAUUUUUGUCGUUCGUAUAUUUUUUCUUGAUUUCAGAUUUUAUUAAUUAAAACAGGAACUUAUUUUCUAGCAUGAUUUCUAAACAGGUUUUUAUCUAUAGGUUAAACACAUCCAAAUCAACUUCCAAUAAAUUCCUCCCAGGCCUUUUUCUCGACUCGAAAACAUUUGGGAGAAAGGAAAGCCUUAUUUGAGAAGCCGAGCGGAAAAUUCCCUUUGUUUUUUGCUCCUCGCGCUGAAAGUCUUAAUGAGGAGCAAAGUUUGGCUCAUUUAGUAGGGUUAGCAAGCGUCUUGUUGGUCCCUCGAGUGAUCCCUUGAAAUCUUUUUUUUUUCGAAAGGCUUGAAAUUCCCAUCAUCCAAAACUUAUUACAUCAGCCAACUUAUUAUUCAAAAAGUUCCUGGGAACUUUUCUUCUCCGAGAAAUACAAUACCUUUUUUUUCGCCGCUCACGCUUUUCUAUUUUUCCGGCCAACGACACAACAAAAAAAAAUGAGAGAGAAAAAGAGAACACGUGGUUUUGGGUCGAGAUAUGCAUACCUGCGAACGUGCUCCGCGAGCAUUUUCUUAUUUACAUGCGUUUCAUUUUGUACUUUUUAGCAGAUUUGAAAGAUACAGCCAGCUUGUCACGUUUUUCUUACCGCCGAAAGUACCCUAUACCAAAAUUAAGCAUCUUCGCUUCAAGACCUUUGUUUUUUGCUGUCUUUUGACCAGUUUUGUAGAGCAAAAGGUUGUUUGAAAAAACAUUUCUGUUAUUUUAAAACGUGACUAUUUCGCGUGUAACGCACUAUACUCAUUAAGCUUUUGAGAGCCUUCCAAGUAUUGAAAGUUCAUAGUUGUAGAACAAAAGUCAUUCGCGAAGAUCUGCGAAAGUCUGGUUUGUCUGUGCCCUCUUAUCUCUCACCGGUGAGGUCAUAGAAAUAUUUACGAAAAGACGCUGAGAGAUAAGAGGCAACAGAGAAACCAGAUUUUCUCUAUGUUUUGCGAUUUUGUGAGAGUUUUUUCUCAAAUUCUGAAAAGUUGGUUAUUUUGAUGGGAAAAUGACGAAUUGAGAUCAAAAUAGGAGGCCGACUGUAUAAAAUUAAUGGAGCAUGGAAUGAGGGCCGUAAAAAGAUUCACCGGUGUGAAUUUUUUCUCUUCACUUCCACCUAACGUUGUCCGUUUAAUGGUUUUGUUUCCGAAAAUGCGAUUUUCCAGGUUUUUUGCUCUUUUUUGUGGUACUUUCAGCGUCUUUAGAUGAGUCGAAAAAUCAAGGAGUUUGAUUCGAAAAUGCUCAAAAAAAGCUUGUAUCAUAUAUAGUUCGACUUGGGAGAGUUAAACCAAAAAAAAAAGAUAUUAAAUUUUGAGAGAACUCAGAGAGAAAAGUGGCAAAAGUUCGAAAAUUAUUCAGAAGUCUCUAAAGUGUCUUUCAAGUACCCUCAAGUGAUCACUUAAUUCAAUGCAGCGCUGCUGUCAUUUUUCAACUUCUUGCUCAAUUUUUCUCUCCGUUGCAAAAAUUAUUCAGCGAAUUAUAAUAUUGGUUUGAGUAUGGGUUCCGAAACGAACCGCCUUUUUUUUUUUCGCGCAUAUCUCAUUUUAAUUCAAAUUUAUUUUCGCCUCGAAAAUUAGUGUGUUGAAAAGGAGGCUGCCGGAAUAUAUAUAUACACAUAUAUAUGUGACAGACGGCUCUCCCGCCUAAUCGCAUAUUCAAAAAAGUGGCGGUUCAUCCUCUCGUGCCUCCUUUUCGGCUCACUUUCCUGGCUUUUCGCACUGCAAAAAAAAGAAAGUUUCUUAAUUUUUUCGAAAGGAUUGAUGGGGAAAGUUUGCCCAGGAAAAGUUUGGGGUGCCUUUGCGGCGGCGAAAUUAAAUUAAUCGUGGCAUCGCUGCGGUCGUCACUCAAUUUCAUCUUCUUUUUUUGCCUUUUUAGACGGCCUUCUUGUUUUGGAAGCUGGUUUUCUCUUUGAUUGCGAUUUUAUCAAGGUUUAACCGAAAAAGAAAAACAAAGAAGGAUGUUUUGCGGUCCUGACAGUGAAAUCUAAUCCGCAGAGAUUUUCUUGGCCCGUAAUGAGAUCAAAAAUCUUCAAAAGAAGGCAAAGAAUUCAUUGUCUCGAUGCGGAUCUGAUUUAAGAGUUAUUCAAAGUUAUUUCAGAAUACAAAAAAAUAUAUAUCUGAGACUCUGACAAGCAAAAAGAGAAAAACAAAAUCUUCAAUAUUUUUUUCAAACUUGCGCGUAGUGAGUUUUUUUACCGCAUACACCAAUGCGUCCUGAACUAUUUAUUUUACGAGCAAGUUGAAAAAAACGUUUUUUUGUUUUGUUUUUGUUUUUAAUUUUUUUAUCUCACAAAGGCGUAUACUUUUUGUCGUUUUGGUGUCAGGAUUAUUUCAUUCCAAGUAUGAUAGAUAGUUUAUUCACUGCCAUUAUUUAACAUAUAAUUGAAGAAUAGAUGAUCAAGUGAAGGAAUAGGCAGAGAAUUAACAAUACACGGGAAAGAGUCAACCCCAACGAGUUGACGGGUACCCGGAAAUAUGGCAAAUUCACAGGAGACGAGAGGGGAUAUUUUCAUGAAAGGCUUCAAACGGAAGAGCAUUCAACUUUUUUUACGCAGAGUUUCUGGGGUAACGUUAAAAAUCUAAAUAAGAAGUUAGUUUAUUCCAAAGAGGAAUAGUUCUAGAAAAAAAGUCAUUAGAAAAACUGACCAGUAGUCCGUAGUCGAAGUGGAUUUCUCUGUAACAGGGAUUGAGUGAAAUACUUAUUGCGAUCGAGAAAAUGAUCAGAGCCACAGAUGAUUUUUAUGCAAGGUGAUAAUGUCACAAAUUUCACGACGAAUGAAUAACGGUUUGAUGUUAAAUUGACUAAGGCGAUCUGAGUAAGAAGUGAAACUAACAUUACAACGAAUGAAAAACUUUCCGACUAAAAAAAGACGCAGUGAAGAUUCAAGUUUGUGAGAUUCCUCAGAGGAAAUGGCGGGUGAGAAAAAGCUCAGAGCAAUAUUCAAGGACUGGAUUAACGUAGGUUUGAAACAUACGGAAGUAGUUAAAAGGUGAAGAGAACUUGAAGGUAUUCAGUAUUUGAUUAGAACGUAAGGUGGCAAAAAGCAGCAAUACGGCUGAUGUGUUGUUUAAAGGAAAGCUUGUCAUCGAUAAAUAAACCAAGGUCACGUACUAUGGAGCUUUGAGGAACUUCAAGGAGGUCAACAUAGUAAAGGGGUGCGAGGAUUAUUUGGGCCAAAGUGAACAGAGAACGUUUUGUUUGAGGCGAGUGGGAGAGACCAAAUAUGAGACCAUUCAAGGAUACCGUUAAUGCUUGAUUGGAGAGAUCUGGGACAGGAGCUAUAGAUUUUAAUAUCAUCCGCAAAAAUUGAGAUAGAAGUAGAGGAAUCAAUGUAAUUUUCGAUAUCGUUGAUGAAAAAUGAGGAAGAGGAGAGGGCCGCUGACAGUGCCUUGGAGGACACCGGAAGGGUUGGGAAAAGCAAUUGUUGGCAAAAAGACUUGUUGACCUUAACAAUUGAACUUCUGUGAGAUAAAAAAUUAGAGAACCAACGGCUCAGAGUAUUAUCAAAACCAAAGUUUAGCAUUUUAAGACGUAGCAAAUUGUGAUCUACUCUAUCAAAAAGCUUUGCUGAAAUCAAAGUAAAUAACAUCGACAUUUAGAUUGGAGGCCAAGGACUUUUUUUAUGUCGGAUAUAGAAGAGAUGAGAGAGAGUUUGCAAGAUCUACGGUUUAAAAAUCCAUAUUGAAAUCGAGAGAAUUUAUGAGCGAAUCGAUUUCUAACCAUAUGGGCGAUAAUACGUUCCAAUACACGUGAUAUAGGAUGAGUGAGAGAGAUCGGACGGAAAUUGGAAGGGUCAGACAAACUGCCUUUUUUAUGUACAGGUAUGACCGUAGUGUGUUUUAGAGAAGAGGGGAUAACACCAGUUAAAUAGGAUUCAUUAAAUAGGAGAGACAGGGGAAGGCUUAAAGAUCUAGCACAUCUUUUAAGAACAAGAAAGUUAAUAUUAUCAGUGGAAAAUCCACAUUUCGGAGGUAGAGAGGCAAGAAAUUUAUAAACAACAUCGGGGGAGAAAAAUAUACUACAGUUAAUAGGUUCAGGUGAGGGAAGAGCUGGGAAAGGUUGAGGGUUAGUGUUAGAGAAAUUGGAAUAGAACACAGAUGAGAAGACAUCGGAGAAGACAUCGGCUGCGGUCGUCACUCAAUUUCAUCUUCUUUUUUUGCCUUUUUAGACGGCCUUCUUGUUUUGGAAGCUGGUUUUCUCUUUGAUUGCGAUUUUAUCAAGGUUUAACCGAAAAAGAAAAACAAAGAAGGAUGUUUUGCGGUCCUGACAGUGAAAUCUAAUCCGCAGAGAUUUUCUUGGCCCGUAAUGAGAUCAAAAAUCUUCAAAAGAAGGCAAAGAAUUCAUUGUCUCGAUGCGGAUCUGAUUUAAGAGUUAUUCAAAGUUAUUUCAGAAUACAAAAAUAUAUUUUUUUUUUGAGACUCUGACAAGCAAAAAGAGAAAAACAAAAUCUUCAAUAUUUUUUUCAAACUUGCGCGUAGUGAGUUUUUUUACCGCAUACACCAAUGCGUCCUGAACUAUUUAUUUUACGAGCAAGUUGAAAAACGUUUUUGUUUUGUUUUGUUUUUUUUUUAAUUUUUAUCUCACAAAGGCGUAUACUUUUUGUCGUUUUGGUGUCAGGAUUAUUUCAUUCCAAGUAUCUUCAAAAGAGAAGGCGAAAAAGUCAUUUUCUCGAUGCAGAAAUCUGAUUUUAAAAUUAUUCAAAGUUAUGUCAGGCUACUGUGCCUUCAAAAAAAAAAAAUAUCGAAACUCUGACAAGUAAAAGUAAAUUGAAAAAAAUAUUAAAUGUGAAAAAAAGGGUUUUCAUGCGAUUUUUUUGCAAAUUUACGCGUAGUGAGUUUUUACUGCAUACACCACUACGUCCUGAACUAUUUAUUUUACGAUCAAGUUAGAAAAAAUUGUUUGAAAUUUUUUUUUGUUUUUUUUUUCCUGUUUAUUUCACAAAAGACGUUCACUUCUUAUGUGUUUUCUGUUGUCUAUUUUAUUCCUAGUAAAAAUUAACUUCUGAGAAACUCUUUACAUCGUAAAGAGUCUAAAUUUAUCUUUUCUGAAAUAUUUCUCUUUGGUUUUCGGUUGCCAAUCAAACUCUCCAGCUUGCCUGUUUAUUUUUCUUAAUGAGCAGUUUUGCUCUUUUUAAUCGCUAGCCGAAAACGAGUUAUUUUGACUCCUUGCCAAUUCUCACGAACGAUGUCGUUCGGGGAAUUUCGGUCCCAAUUGCUAUAGCACAUGAUAUGAACUGCCACCGAAAAGUGCACCUUUUUUCCCCUUUCUAUGGGCCUCCGCGGUGAUUUUUCUUUCUAACGUAAUUUAUUACGAGGGUUUGCCCGAUUUCCAGCUUUGGCUAUAAUUUCUCCGAGUUUGUACUUGAAUUCUUGGAGUUCUCGGUGGGAAAUUUGUACUGGGAAGUUAAUUAGAGGUGCUAUAAUUUGAUGAUUGCGAUAUAAUUGUGAUCGUGUGUGAGAUUUAAUUGGAAUGCGAGAAUUUUUAAUUUUCGAGUUUUUCGAAACGCUAUAAUAUUGAGUGAAAGUGUGAAAAAAGCCAUGUCAUGCUGUUUUUUUUUUGCUAUCGGCAGCCGAAUAUCCGUUCUAUUCUACUCGCAUUUUUCUAUAGUCCUUUCUAUUGAAAACGUUUUUAUGCCAUUUUUUAAUCUUUUCGAUGUGCUUCCUCUUGUCUGGCUCAUAUAGUCGGCUCACAACAGAUUUCUGCUUUUUUUUUAAAAGUCGCAUGACUAACAUUAAUCGUGGCUCUUCUCCACGAGACCAUGCUCCUUUAAACUCCUCAGCUGAUUGGACUGAAUACGGCUUGAUAUUAAAUUCCCGAGAACUUUAGGUUUUUUAUUCAUAAAAGUUCACGCGAAUUUGUUUCGUCUCGUUUUUCAUGAUUUAUUUCAAUUUUAUUUUUUAGAAGAGCCGAAAGCGGCGAGGUCAAGACGCCGUCGGACGGUUUUGCAGGCGCCGCAGUGAUUCCAAAAAUCUGAAAUUGUAUAUUAUAAAUUCUAAAACGAAAUAAAUCAUCCGAGCGUUGGCUCUCGAUUUCAACCAAUAUUUUCCACUGAUUCCCUCCUUUCGCCACCAUUUUCGGGUUUCUGAGCCGCGGCGUCGCGGCGUUCGUCGCGUCGGUGUCGUCGUCGGCGAGCUCAACCGCCGGCUCUUCGACGGCUUCGCCGGACGCGUCUUCGGCCGCACGACGUCAGUUGUCGCCGACGACGAGCGUCGGCAGCAACGGCAGUCGUCGCAGCAAUGGUACGUUUCAGCUUUCAUUCUUAAGGAAAGAUUUCUGGACUUCAAUUGUUAGAGCCCGAAGUGUCCAGAGAUAAUUCAAUUUUCAGCUAUGUCGAAGCCUCCCCAUGUAAAAGUUGUGAUAAUCAUUUUAAAGCGGUCCAAAAGAGUGAAAUCCAAAAAAGGUGACCUGAAGAGACGUCAGAGAAGUCGAAUUUCUUCUUUCUCUGGCGUCUCUUGUGUACGGCCGUGCUAUGACUUACACUGUUUUCAGCUUCUAGAACCGAAAUUUUCGAGCUUUUUUCUGAAUUCGUUAGUGUAAAGUCAGUUCGAAAAUUCUUGAUCGUGCAAAAGAUUUUUGAAAGGGUUUCGAAACGAACCACAGUUUUUUGUGUUGUAUUAGGUCAUGUGAGCCUAUAAAAUUAAAAAAUUACUAAAAAUCUAAAAAAUUCCUCAUUCUGGCUCUAUCCUCUGUUUUUCAACCAAAAAAAUAAUCCCAGACGGCUCAGAUUUUUUGUUCAAGGUUCAAGCUAAAAACAAAAAAUUAGAUUCAAAGUCCCGACGAUUGUCCCAUUCUCCGGGUCGCUUCCUUUAUUUCUUUGUUUUUUUUUUCAUCUUCCUUUUUUUGGCGUUGCUUUCGCGUCGCCGCCCCUUCUUUCGCUCGGCGUUCAUUCUGGCGCCGCGCCCAGGCCUUCUGCGGCUCCCGCGCGUCUUCAAUUAAACCUCUCUCGUUUUUUUCUUCUCCCAUCUCACGACCCUUAUUAUACCGCUGCUGGUUGUGGUCGGCUUCAAUUUUGAUUGUUAUUCGGGAAAAAAAUGCGAGAAAAAAGAGCGUUUAGUUGAGCUGUUUUGCGUUUGAAGCUUGAAUUUCGGAAAAAGAAAACGGUACAUUGAGACGAGCUCGUAUAUAGUAGGCUCACAGAAGGCUCGACAAAUUUUGUAAGUUUAAUUUACACACGUAACUUUAAACAUUAAAACCUUAAGGAAAAAAAACGUUUUUUUUUAAAGAUCCUCACAUCUUUCCCAGGUCUCUUUGGCAAAUUUUCAAGAUCAUAAUUGAAUCCAGCAUCCAAAACUCACCUGGUGGAAGAAGGAGAAAAAGAUUAUUCAGAAAAACGCCCCCAUUUUAAUUAAUUUUUAUGAUUUUCCAAGCAUAAAGUUUAACGGCCUAAGGGUUCACUGGACCGUACUAAACGCCUUUUUGCAAGAUUUUCGCUCCAAAGUUUUCUCAUACUCUGAAGUGGCAUUAAAAAUGAUGAAUCAUAUAGCCAUCAAAAAAAAGGAAAUGAUUUUUUUGAAAGUGAAAAAAAAAAACUAAUGAAAAGGCUGAUAAGUAGAGGUCGAUUUGCAGAUCUCUUUAAGAAAUCCGCCAAAAAAAGUUCUAUGCUUCAAAUAAAAUUCAGUGCAAUCAUACCUCGAUUGUCCCCGUGCCGCCAAAAAAAAGUUUUCUUCUUCGGCCGGAAAUUGAGAGCAUUAUGAAUGAGGAACUCAUAUAUUUUGGAUCAUUUCAACCAAAUUUCCGAGUUUUCUCAGCUGCAAUUUAACGAGCUCUUUUUCACACAUGUAUGUAAUGUAACAGAUGGUAGAAAAUGUGCUUCCCGAGAAUUUCACCAGAAGAAAACUUCGAGUUUUCAUUUUCCUCUCAUUUCUUAGUAUUUGGCAGCUCAAGAGCUCUGUAAAUUUUCUGGUUUUUGACAAAUUUUGACUUGAAAAUUCUGAAAAAUUCGAAUUUUUUUAGAUACAGCUUUUCACGCUAAUUUUGAAUCUGAUCUCAGAAACCAUAAACGAUUUCUCUAAAAGAGAUACGUUUCCGGUCAGGUUGUAGGAGGUGGGCGUUGUUUUGACUAGGAAAGUAGAUGUAGUGAAACAAAAAGGACGUGUUUACUGUAGCGUCCCCCGUGGCUUCAGAAGGGCGUCCGUAGGUGCUCCAUAAUAAAAGUAUUGCUUUUUACUUUGUUAGGUGGUUUUCAAGAAGCUUCUUUCAUUCUUCUCAAGUUUUUGGAAGGGUUAGAUGGUUCUUCAGUUUAGAAAAGAAAAAGAAUGUUUAGAGCAGUUUGAGAAGGGGUAGGCCGCAUCCCGGGGUGGGAUCCGUAUGUUAACGAAAAAAUUUCCAUUUUACAAAAAUGAAUAGCAUGAAGCUUUAGUGAAGUUCACUAAGAAACUUUUUACCCCCGUUGAAAUUUUGAUGAAACUUGACGAAAAAUAGACUUAAGGACCCACUGAUUGCAGGACAAGAAAGAAAAUUUCUCGCAAUAGAUCUCGUUUUCGGGUUAGGACACUUCGAAAGCUUGAAUAAGCGCUUUUUCGUCAUAAUUUGUGUAUUUUGCGGUCUUUGAAGCUUCAUAAUUCGAAAACAGGAUAUAUUGCGAAAAAUUUUCUUUUUGUUCUGCAAUCAGGAGGUCCUAAAGUACCUUUCAGCGAAGUUUCAUUUAAAGUUGAACGGGGGGGGAACGUUCCCUAGUCAGCAGCGAUUCGAAAAUUUUCGAGAUUUUCAAACAUUAUUAUGUGAUAGAACUCUUCCUCGCCUCGAUUUGGUGUAACUUCUGUUCACCAUCUCAAACUUCAAAUGAAUACACGUUUAACGAAUGGUUCUCUGACCAGUGGAGGUGAGAAAAAAGAUGUAAAUUGAACGGGAGGUUUGGCCUCUGCGCGCCAAUGGAUUAUAGGCACUUAACGUUUCGCUCUAAUCUCGUUUCCGAUAAGCUGCCGCUUCAAAACCCUGUCUUAUGAGUUGAAACCCAGGUUGCCUUUCUUAGAUUUUACUUUAAAGCGAUUUUUCUUCAAAAAUUUCUCUCUCCUGAAGUCCUGAAGUUCAAGAUUUUUUUUUCUUCUGCAGUUCUUGAAGAAAAGAAGCGUCCCCACACAGUCUGACCUGUCUGCGCUCUCUUAUCCCUCACUGACGAGAGAAACAAUAACUAAAAAAGAGAGCGCAGAGAAACAAGACUUUUCCAAGUUUUUUUUUACUCAUUUUUCAUGAGCUGAAAAGAAUAACUCAAUAAGUCGCGGUCGCCUUCCAGAGCUCACAGUUCCAUCGCGCCCGACCAAAAACUACUUGCGCGAUGGGGUAUAUUCAAACGCAGCCGCAGCCCUCAAACUUGGAAGUCCGUUUCAAAAAGACAGCGUGAAAACUAGAGAUCACUUUUCUGGUCCCAAAGAGAGAAAAUUUCCAUUUCUCCAUUUUUUUUUUGCUUUUAUUUGUUCGGAGAAACAAAUCGGCUGUGUGCCGUGAGAGCCGACGAAUAUUUUUGAGCGGAAAUAGGUCGUUUGAGUUUUUCUUUUUUUUUUUCACUUCUCACCGUUUUUUUUUUCUCGCCAAACACCGCAUUCCACACGUAUUCGUAUUGUGUGGAAGAAAAUCAAUCCGCGCGCCCGGAGGCCCGUGUUUUUUUUUGUUCCAGAAUCCUUUUGUUUCUUCCCAGCUCUUCUGGUGUCUCCGAUUGGAAGUUAAUUGAAUUUUCUCUUUUUUCUUCAAUUUUUUCUCUUCAUCAAGUACGGCGUUUUCAGGCGGGAUGAGCGCUGAAAAACUCGCCAUCACCAUCGAAAGACCACAGGCGCAUCAGCUUGAUGAGGUUCGUUUCCUUGAUUGAUCGUUUCUUGGGUCCAACUAGGAGACCUAAUGAGUUUAGUAAGGUAUGUGCUUAAUUUGAAACAGUUUCCCGGUAACUUCUAGCGAAAGGUCUUGAGAAGAAGAGCAUUUUGUACUCGAUGCGCCUUUAAUAGCCUCAGCGAGUUGCUUUGAAUAAACUAGAGGCUGAAGGGCAAGAUACCUCGGAGAAAAGUUAUGUGAAUAGUUAAGACCUCUGCAGAUUGGUUUAGAGAAAAGGCUGAACUUCAGAAAAAAUAAAUAAACUUUACUCAUAGAUCUUUAACAGGCCUUUGGCCCAUACUUGGGCAAUAGAGAACUCAAUUUAUCCGGGAGGAUGGCUUACAAAAAUUGACCAAAAACUUAGUAAAAAUGAUUUCCAAGCUCAGGGAGGUAGCGGUGGCCGCAAAACCACAAUUUUGGAAGCUAGUGAUGACUUGAAGUUCGAAUUAGUUGGAAGGAAGGAUGUGUGACUUUCAAAAAUCAACUUCCCAUGUAUUCUUUGACCUAUAAAUUUCUACCUUCUGGCUUGGAAACGGAGAAACUCUAAAAAUUAAGCCUAGGCAUCAUACAAGCAAAAUUUCUAAUGCUCCCAACUUGACCUCAAAGUAGAAAUUCUGAGAACCUAUUGAAACAAUAAUGAUUUCUUGAACGACAAUAUUCUUCUCUUGUCUCCUUCUACGACGUUUUUUUUUGGCUCUCGAAAAAGAUAUUGCUCCAGACGCCCGAAAUUUGUAGUUGAAGUGACGCUUUGCUGAGAAAAUUUCCUCUCACAUUGCUUUUGCCAAAAUAGAAUGAAUGGGAAAAAUGGAUAUUCUUUUAGAUUGUCGAGUUUCUGAUCAACAAUUUCGUGCCGACGGAACCGAUCCUGGCCAGUCUUCGGCUCAAUAGUUUGUAAGUUGAAUCAUUUUUAGGGAGUAGUCUUGGAAAGAUAAUUCCAAUGGGAGUAGUAUUAGGUGAAUUUUCCGGAUGUUUGAAAAAAAAUUAAUAAGAAACAACGAGAGUACAGCGGCGAUCUGAAGAGACGGCAGAGAAUCAAAGGUUUCUCACUUGUCUGGCGUCUCUUCGGGUUCUCUAUGUUCUCUUAUCACAUAUGGAUUAUUGUAUCGCCAAGGGAGUUUGCUUUUCGGAUGGGAAUUUCCUGAAAAUUGGCCAGAAAACCCUUUGACUUACCAGAAGAAGUUAUCAAAAGCUCCAACCAGCAUAACUUCCUAGUAUUUAAAAAAUGACAACUCAAAUUCUACGAAGAACAUCAAAAUAUGUUAAAACAAGAAAUUUUUGGUGGCCUUGAGUCGUCUUUUCUCGAAAACUAGGAAGUUUUGCAGGUUGAUACUUUUAGGAUCAUCUUUUGGUAAGCCAAGGGCUAAUUUUCAAGAGAAAGAAAACCUGCAAAGUAUAAUAACCUUCCUUGUCAGAGAAGAGAAAAGAGUUUUCAAAAAAGACUUACUUGAAGCGUUUUGUUUGUCAAAAGUGGUUGAAAAUCCAUUUUUCCCAUGAUUUGGGAUUCAAACGCAGUUUGAGAAAAAUAUGAAGAUUUUUAGUUUUCUACCCCGUCAAUAGUAAGGUUAUAGUAGAUUUAUUCAAUCAAUCAUUUUAUUUAUUUUGUGGUUUUAGUCAGAUAUAGGCGGUGAACAAGAACUUUAAAAGCUAUAACGAACAACCGCCUUUGGCGAAAUAGAAGUCCAAACGUGUAGUCGAAAGAGUUGAAAAGAGGAUCUUACGGUCCUCGUUCUUCUGCGCGUAGUCCGUUCAGUUGCCCCUUGACCAACUCAGAAUUUAGCGGAUGUUGAAGCUGAAUCCCGGGGACCGUGCUCUAGGCGGAAGUCUCAGAAUGAGAGCGACCACUUAGAGUGAAGAUUUUUCACGGAAUCAGUCAUAAUAUUUUUGAACUUGAACUUGAAAGUAUUUUUUUUUUCAGUAAUAAGUCCAUUUUUUACUCUCAGAGAUGAGCUGAACAUUUUCCUGACGGACCUGGUCCGCGACUGUCUCCAGUGCUCUUCGACGAACGUCGCCAGGUGUAAUCGCAGUGGACAGCUCAAUGGGAUCUGCCUCGCCAGCAAGGCAGCUCUUUUCGAUAUGCAGGUCAAAAUUUUAGCUUCAUUACACAUUUUGGAGAAAGAGUAGAGAAGGAUUAUUAGAUUUUCAAUGUAAUUCACUCAUAAGGAAAUCGCGAGUUUGGCUUACAAAUUAAGAAAGCUUUUCUUGAGCAAUUGAGGAAGUUCUGACAUAAGGAAAACUCACAUCUUAUGAUUUUAGGUGUAUCUAUAACGUCUAAAAGUUUUGAAUCUACCUUUAAAUUGGAAAAAUACGAAAAUUUUGGCACCUUUGAGGAGUCAUAACUUUAUUAAAUCUUGUAAGACCAAGUUUAUUUCGACUUUUUUGAAAUCACAAGCGUCUGAAGUAACUCUGAACCAAGUUUUAUCAAAUUCUUAACCUUGUUACUGAUUUGGGAAGUGUCUGGAGUGAAAUUCAUGGAUCUAAUCUAAAUUUCUGGGACUUGUAGUUUUAAAUAAGGGUACUCUGCCUAAACGACCAGAAAAACCCGUAAAAAUUAGAAGUCUUUGAAAACCUCUAGUUUCUCGCAAAAAAAAACCGCGUCACGCAUUGCUUCCCUUGCUAACCUUCCGAUUUCUCAUUUCAAGUCGGUAAAAAUUGAAAUGACCCAGUACAGAAGUUUGAGCCACAUCUGUAAUUUUCACCUCAGACACUUCUCUGGUGACAAUUUUUUGAUUGGUAAACAUGCAAUAUAGUGUGUGUGCCACGAAUUGAAAUUUCACCGAACGACAUUCCGCUGUUCCGCUGCGUGCGUUCGCGAAGCGUAUUUCGAAUCUAAGUCACGCUUUCAAUUGUUAUUUUUACGGGAGCACACAAAAGUAUAGUACCUUAAUAUAAGAAAAAAAAAAUUGAAAGCGCGACCAAGGUUCGCAAAGGCGCGCAGCGGCACAGCGGAAUGUCGUUUGGUGAAAUUCCAAGUCGUGGUACACAGGCUUUACCAGGCAAAGUUUGAGGGUGGCUCAAAACGGUACUUUCAAUUUUUUUUACGCUCCGAGAGCCCUCAGGUCGUCCAAUACUACAAAAAUGAACAAAAAAUAAUAAAAAAAAUACUGUUACGAAAAAAAAAAACGAAAAAUGUCCGUAGACACUUCCACAGACAGUGCAUACUGCACUAUUUCCAUUGUUAUACAUACCGUACUCUGCAUAAAGAAACCCCUAGAAAAAUUUCAGUCGAUUGAUGCAUCCCUAAAAAAGUUACAUGAAGAAAUGUGUCUUUUCUGACGGUACUGAAUAUUUUUUAACCAUCAAAGCUUUCAGGUUGACCGGCUGUGUGAGUACGAGUUCACCGACGAGAGGAUUUGCAUCGCGAUCGAGUUCCUGAAGUACGUCUUCAACAAGCUCGACGUCGGCUAUCACUUUGAAGAGAAUGGUGUCACGAAACCUGUGAGUUUGUUUUUAUUCACCAGAAACUCUUCAAUAAACUUUCAUUUUACUCUUGAUUUUUAGAUCUUCGUCGCGAUCGUGGCUGUCCGGAAGGAGUGCUGGAGGAACGGCAUAGGGACGGCGAUGCUCGAGUCUUGGUGGGAAUUUGGUUUUUGGGAAAAUCAAGUGGUUGCUAUAGGGGUUUUAAAAGCGCUUUUAUGACAAGAAACAUGUUCAUGACGCCUUUUUCCAGAUUUUAAGUUUUCCUAGGGUUUUUAGCUCUCAUACUAGCAGCUAUUCUGUUCUAAUCAUUUAUAAAAAUCAGAAACCAUGAAACGUUCCCUUUUCUCCUCAGGGAUCAUUAUAGGGCUUGAUUUUUCAAGUGUCCUCUUAAGGUAGUUCUAAUGGAUGUAGAGUACAGCUCAAUCGCUAAAACUUGAAUUAGUCUGGUUUCUCUGCGCUCUCUUCUCUCUCUCAGCGACACUUUUUUACGUUCUCUUUUCAUUCUUCUUUCACCUGACUGAUUAGACAGAAGAGAGCAGACAGGUCAGGUUGUUUCAAGUAGGUGAUUUGUAGCCGACUUGAGGAUUCCAAAAAAUGGUCCUGCCACGAUUAAAAAAAAUAGUACUUGGUUGGCAGAGAGCGCAGACAAGCCACGCCUCUUAACGUCCUAGAAACGGCUAUAGUUGCUUUAAAAAAAAACCACUAAACACCCGAAAUUCUAAAGUGGCCACUGCAACUCUUUGCCUUGGGGAAAUCUCUUGUUUGAUCGUGACUGAUGGCACGCGAGGCUUCCAGUGCAAAGUAAUGAAGUUCUGGCUGGGGGGAAGUCGGAAAUUCGAGAGCGUUUCCGAUGGGAGAAGUUUCCCCUUCUGGGAUGGCGUUUGGCGGAAAUUGGGAACUCUUUCGAGUGUUUUCGGGGUUCGAUUUGGGAUAAGAAUUGUGGUUCUGGAGUUUUGAGUCCUGCUUGGAAAAAUAAUUGUAGUCAAGAAGGUUAGAUUGGCUUAAAUUGGUAUAGAAGUGAGCACUGAUUUGUUAAAAAUCAAGAAAUCAAAAAGUUUUUCUAAAGUUUGAGAAUUUAGUUAGAAAAUUCGAUUGGAAGCUUGAAAAUUGUAGUUCAACUUUUUUUAAUCACCUGAAAGUAUCACAGUGAGACAUGACUGUCAGAAAAGAGUUUCAAAAAUCAAUCUAAUGCUACUUACACAAGAAGUUCAAUAGAAACGGAGUUGAGGUACAAUCUAUUUUCCAGCCUGAAUUCGGCGCGUGACGAACGCUGCGACGGCGCCUUGGCCUUGGCGAGCAGCUCCCGAGCCUGCAACCUCAUUAAUCCCCGUUUCCCGAUCACUGUAAGCAGAAAAAAGCCUUCAAAAUGAAAACUUCCACGCCCACAGAUCUCCUCGAUCCGCUACGACCAGUACCGCGGCGCGUUUCGAGACCCGCCGAUCGUUCCGCCGCCGGAUGAGCCGAAUCGCGCUCUCUACGUCCGGAUAGCCAAAUUUUGAAAUAUCCGAGUUCCUAUGUAUUUUUGUUAUAUGCAAGUUUAUUUUUCAUAAUUUCUUCGAUUCCGGGCUGUUUCCGUUCUCAGGAAGAGUCGAACCCUUCUGAAUUUCUUCAUUUUUCGCUUCUUUCGCCCGUAGAAAGUUAUCCUAAUCACUUCUAGUAUACUUUAUUCACAACUGACUCGCUUUUUAAGAAGUAUACUCCAUUUAUCUUGGGGAUCGUCUAAUUCUCUUUUUUCCCACAUAAUUUUUAUAUCAAGUAUUUUCUCUAAACAACGGUAAUUCAACAUUCACCCGUUCUGAAUCGACUACAUUUCUCCAUUUCAGUCCUCAUUUCAAUGGAUGUGAUAAGCGUAUUCCAAUCAAACUAAUAUAUAGUGAAAAAAAAAACAAUCAACCCACGUAACCUUCAUGAACGAGUAAAUAUCUCAUCAAAAAUAUCCUCAUCGAAUCAAAAAAAUCCUUAUGUAUACAUUUCUGUAACUUGUUCAACGUUAGCAUCAUUGCAAUCAUCUUAUCAUCAUUAUCAGUUGCUGAUUCGCUUUUUCUUGUUGUCCAUUGGAGAAUAAACUUUUUAAUGUAAUGAUUUUGUUUGUAUUGGAGAUUGUCAGAAGUUUUCAUGAAUAUUUUUUUACUUUUUUUCUAAAAAAACACAAGUGAGCUCUAUUGCUAAAAAUCGAUUUAUUUACGCGAGGAAAUACGAUUAAUUUUUCAAAUUUUAAUGGCGUGCUCAUCGUUAGAAAUAGAACAAAUUUGGUGUUUCUGAGAAAUUUUAGGAGGCCAAAGAGCACAAUUUUUUUAAUUUUUUUGUUUAUAGGCAGUUCCGCGAAAUUCAAAACUGUCUUUGAAUCAUAAGUUUAUUCAAUGCUUUUUUUCAACUUUUGACGGUGAUUUUGAAUUUUUAAGAAUCAAGCUCAACACGGUAUAACGUUUUGUAACAUUUUCUGUUUCUCCGAUCGGAGGCCGAUGAACACGCAAUGAAUCUUUAUUUCAAAAAAAUUUUUUUAUGUAUUAUAAAUUGAUUUUACAGUCUUUAAAGGAGAUAAACUCAACAAUCAAAAAUUCUCGAGUCAUACUCCAUAUAAGAUAAAUUGCGAAAUAUAAUAUUGAUAGUAUUAUCGUUGAGUUUAUUACCUUUUUAAAUUCUAAAUUUGAUUUGAAGGUUUGGGAAAUGUUAUUUUUAUCGGCAACUGAAGUUCCAUUCUUCUGUACUGAGUUUUUAUUUUCAUCGUUUUGAAAACUUAGUCUGGCCUCUUCUGCAGUUUUUCGCGUUUAACCUUCAUAUUUAUUAAUGAUCUCACGUUUAAAUGCCGUGAAUUAGAACUUCUACUGCGGUCGAACUUUUUUUUUCUUCCUUUUGGCAAUAAAUCAUUUGAAAAUUGGUCCAAACGAGUUUUUUUCUCCCGUAAAAAACCUGUUGACGUUCUCUUUUUUCUGGGGAAAACGCGCCCCAUUGCGCUGGUCCUGGAGCGAUAUUCGAUCUUUUGUCUGCUCCUUACACUCUCUGUUUCAAAAGUCAGUAUUUACGCGAAAUCGAUUGAUUAUUUUUAUUUUACAUGUUUGAAUAGUUCCAAUAGCUGCCCAGACGUUGAUAUUAUCGAUUUUUGUUGAAGAUGAGGGUAAUCGUAGCCGCUUUGGCCGUUGUCGCCGCGGUUUCAGCGUACGACGCCGUCUUGUUCUCAUCAGAGCAAGCGAUCAGGUUGAAAAUAGAUCUUUAAAAGGGAAUAUUAUUGAAUAAUAUGCAGCAGUUCGUCGUUGGACAAAUUGUUGUCAGAAGCGACGCCCGAGGCUCCUUUAAUAUUUGUCGUAAACCCCGAUUUCACGUUAGGUGAGCGAUUUUCCAUGUCAUUUUAUCCAAGAAUUUUGUUUCUAGGGCAGUUUUCACAGAAGGUUCAUGCCUAUGACAAGGCUUCCUUGACUGGCUUGGCGAAAACGAUCCAAGACAGCAAACAUCACGCCGCCACAUACUUUGCCAACCAAUUCCAUGUUAGAAAUGUCCUUUAAAACGCUUUUUGAGUAGUUUUUUGAGGCUCCCGAGGCUUCUUUUGUCACGAAUGUCGCUGAAUAUCAACCCGGAGCUUCUUCCUACAUUUUGGCCGGCGAGGAGUGGACUUCGAUGGAUUUGCUCGCUGAGCAGGUCUUUUGGAAAUUAAUCUUUUUGAUUAAUGCUUUUUUUGUUUUUAUUUUUUUUCAAAGUGUGAUCAUAAUAGAUUUGAGUAUAUUUCGAUUUUCUGAAAAGUCACUUUUUUGUUUGUAUAAAAGCCCGAUUUUUAUAGGUCCAAAAAAAUUGUUUCAAAACGCCUUGAAACAGCUCAAAAAAUUCAAGAUUCUGAGAAGUUUGGAACAGUUUACGCGCAUUUUCUUCUCAUUAAAUAGAACUUUAUUGCUUCCAAAUUCCCUAUUUGAUAAAAAGUAUUUUCUUCUUUUAUUAUUUUUUCAAUCAACGUGAAUAAAGAUAAUUUUUCAGAUCUCCCAAAAAGUGAAAUCCGCGAUUUUUGUGCUGACAGCCACUGAUGCGGUUUCCAGCGAGAAAUCGCGUGUCAAGCGAGUUGUCACUGAUGCGAUGAACGAGGUGAGUUCAUUUUUGUUUUCAAGUCGAGCAAAAUGCUUUGAAAUUCACAAAAAGGUCAUUCUCCAAUCGAUUUCAGCUUCUUUUAAAAAUUUUUACUUGUUUUCCGUAGAACUUCUCUAGAUGAAAACGUAGAAAAUGUCUUUAAUUAGGCAGAAAUCAUCCAAAAUCGAAAAAAAAGUGAUUUUGGAAUUUUGUAUGAAUUUUUUCUCUUGAGGACGCUAUCCUAUUCUGAUUUGGGACCUUCAUGUCAUUUUUUCUCGAUUAUUGUUCACUGGUGCUUUUACUUUUUUCAUCAUAAAAUUAUGAUGAAAAAACUUCAAACCAAUCAUUUUCUCAGGAAGCUGAUGCCAACUCGGCAUCCACUGGCUCUACUGGAACGACUGGUUCUGGAACUGUCGGAAAAUACGUCGCCAUGCCGCUUUUGUUGCCGCCAUACAACGUUUCUGAACUCGGAAACGUCGUCCCUGGAAAGUUCGUUUUUUUUAAAUAUCAAUUAUAAGAACGGAGAUUUAUAGUGAGAAUUGAGGGCGAUUUUUUUAAUCAAGCAAUGCUUUUUUAGAUUCAUUUUGUUGUUUUUCGCUUCGAGAUACUUAUUAGCAACAUAGGCAUGGUUGUUAACAUUAUUUUCGAGCUUUAAUCUGAAAAAGAAGUUUAUUUGAAAAUUUCGUGACUUUAUUGCUAGAGUUAUAUGUUUCACCUGAAGUUAGGUUUUCUCAAGUUUCAUGGAAAAAGGUUUGAGAUUAGUUCUGUGUGAUUUUUUGACAUUAUAAGGAUUGAACUUCUAUUUUGAAUCGUGCUAUUUUUUCAUAAUUUUGUCACAAAUUUCUUCUUUUAAAGCGCAAAAAGGAACCUGGUAAAUUUCCUGAAACUCAAUUAUCAUAAUUUUUUUUCCUUUUUCAACUUCAAAAAGAAGUUCCCUCAUUAGAAAAAUGAAAAGAAAAACAUUUUUUUUGAGUGAAAAUUAGGAAAAGCUUCAGAUUAAGUAUUAUCAGUGAGGACUCUAAAGGGAUCACUUCGUGAAAGUGAAAUUUUAUAAAAGACGUGACAUUUUCUAAUUUCAUCUUCUUCAACAAGCACAAUUCUUGUAUUUUCCUAUCUUUUUCCUACAUUUAUUCAGCCAUUUUAUGACUUUUUGUGUGAGAAAUAUAACAUUUUGAUUUUUUUGAUCUGAUGACUUAUUGAUUGAAUUUUUAUUGAAUCAUUUAUUGUGCAGAUUCGGCUCCUGUCUGUUUUACAUGGAAGGACUGACGGUCGUCGUUCAACAGAAAGACGACAAGGGAAGCGCCAUUUACUCCGCCAUUCCUGUCCGUUCUGACAACACGACUUGGUUUUGAAUCUCUUGCGUUUUGUGCAUAUUCUGAUAUUUUCCAGGGGAACCGCCGGCGACGAGGACUUCCAGUGCGUCAACGGCUCCGUCGGCAGCUACAUCUUCACGGCUCACCUGAGGCUGGAGAACGACGCGAACGGCCUCUACGACAACAAACCCGCCGUCAGCAUCACCAAGGGCUCCCUCAUCGACAUCACCUUCAACUUCACCGGAGACUCGGCCGGAUAUUGGAGCCUCGUCGGCGCCACCCUCCACAACAUUGACGUCAAGGGAACCGGCACCUUCAAGGUGCUUUUUGAAAAAAAAAUGUCAUAAAACUUGAAGAAAAUUUAAGAUUCUGAAAAGAGGAGAUUAUUUAGAAGGGAAAAAAAUCUUUUUUUGAAAAGGAUAAGCCCCUUUGCUCUUUUUUCUGUACGUAAGGUGUAAAGAUCAAAUCCUAACGGCCACUUAAGUGAUCCCUCAGCUUGUCUCAAGCCGUUUGAUAAUAUUUUUUGGAUGUAAUCAUUUUUUGAGUUAGAAUCAUAAAAAAGAAGAUGGAGAUUCGGAAAAAAUAUUACUAGAAGGUCCAGUUGAAUCAGAAGAAAUAUGUAUGCUUUAAAUUUUUGCUUAAAAUUUCCAAGAGAAUCUUCGCUCUUUUCAAUUUGCACUAAUUGGUUUGUCACACUAAAAAUUGACAAAAAAAGACAAAUUUUUUUAAUUUAUUGAUUUACCGAAAAAUGUAAAGAUAUUUUUUUGUCUUAAAAAAAUUCGGAUUUUUUUGGUAGAUAGUAGGUCCUCGGACCUUGGUGAUGCGUCCCGGACGUGUUAGAGAAUUUCUAGUAACCACUCUAGGAGCGUCAGCACUCAAGUGAUCCCUAGAAUUUCUGAGAAACGUCCGGAGCGCGUUAACGAGGUCCGAGUCUUUACACCUUUAAAAGGUGAAUAGAGAGCUUUAUUUUUUGAUAUUUAAGUGCUAUUAUUCUUUUUUUUUGGAUCAAUUGAUAGUCUUUAAGGUAUAAUAUUUGUAAGGUGCAAUUCUUUGUUCUAAUCUUCGAGGCUCGAUUCUUCGAAAUCUAGAGAGCAUUAGUAAAAGAGAGCGUACAGAGAAAAAAAAAAUUCCGCCCUCUCAUUUUUGAACGCUCUCCAAAUAUUAAAUAUUCCAACUCACCACACUUCUCAGACUCUAAAGUACCUAUUCUCUCUAAACUUUUAUUUUUGAUGAUAGUUUGAAUAAUCUUUGUUCUUUCAGUCCGCCUCCGUGAAGGAACAGAAGGUCGGCCGUGACGCUGUGCAAUACACCGGAGUCCAGUCGGUUCAAGGAUUCUCCUUCGCUUGCUCCGAAACUCAGGCCAUUUUCUUCAACACGAGCGAUCCCAGCGUCCGCAUCGGAAUCGCUAUGUACAACACUCAGGUAAAAAAAAUCUUCUCAUAUCACCUUCGGAAUAACUGCUUCAAAGUUCUGUAAACUUAAUUGAAUAUUUUAGUGGCCUAUAUGAAUCAAAAAAUACCAUUUUUCAGGUCCAAACCUUUGUCAGUUUGGCCAAUUUCGACAAGAACGCCUACUUCACGAGACAGGUCGAUGAUUGUGUGGGAACUUUCUCGCCCGGAUCUUGGAUGGGUCGGUUUUUUUUUUAGAUUGAAGGAAAUAAAGUCUAUUUUUUUUCAUAGUGGAAGGGAGUUUGAAGGAAUAUUAGAGAAACAGAUAUUUAAUACUUCUCUGGCGUCUCUUCAGGCUGCUGUGAUCUCUUGUUUAUUUGGCUUGAGAAUAAAAUGUCAAAAAAGUAAGAGAUCAACAGAAGCCUGAAGAGAGUCUAGACAGAUAGAUAAGAACUACUUCUCUGAUGUCUCUACAGUCCGUAACUGUUCUCUCUUCCGUUAAUUUUGAGUAAGACUAUUCUAACAUCAUAGUUUUCGAUUGAAAUAAGCUUUUUGGCGAUUUUUAUCGCCCCGAAAUAGUUUCUCUUUGUCAAAAUGCUCAAAUAAAAUCAUUUUGCGCUCCUUUAGACGCCUCAGCAAGUUGUUGUUGAUAUUUAAAAACCCGAAAUGAAUUAAUUCCCAUUUUCUUACAGGCAUCAUCAGCGCUUUAGUCCUUCUGGGAGGCCUAAUCUUCGGCUACAUGAUGCUCCAAUCCGUCCAGACCAUGGACCGAUUCGACGACCCUAAGCAUAAACAAAUUGUGAUCAACGUUCGCGAAUGA
Molecule: messenger RNA, 29287 nt
Organism: Caenorhabditis auriculariae
Lineage: Eukaryota; Metazoa; Nematoda; Chromadorea; Rhabditida; Rhabditidae
Source: the annotation of a GenBank genome assembly